Molecule: messenger RNA, 4449 nt
Organism: Balaenoptera musculus (blue whale)
Lineage: Eukaryota; Metazoa; Chordata; Mammalia; Artiodactyla; Balaenopteridae
Product: leishmanolysin-like peptidase
Exons: 6
Coding region: 120-848 (242 amino acids)
Biological process (GO): cell adhesion; proteolysis
Cellular component (GO): membrane; cytoplasm
Molecular function (GO): metalloendopeptidase activity
Source: RefSeq, a predicted model, not a curated record
GCUGGUAUAAAGCUAAUUACAGCAUGGCUGAGAAGUUAGACUGGGGCCGAGGAAUGGGCUGUGACUUUGUCAGGAGGAGCUGUAAAUCUGGAUUGAUCAGCAGAGACAAAUAGAGACAGAUGCUGAGCCCUUACUGUAACACGCUCAGAAGUAAUCCAUUGCAGUUAACUUGCAGACAGGACCAGAGAGCAGUUGCAGUGUGUAAUUUGCAGAAGUUUCCGAAACCUUUACCUCAGGAGUACCAGUACUUCGAUGAACUCAGUGGAGUACCUGCAGAAGAUCUGCCUUAUUACGGUGGUUCAGUAGAAAUUGCUGACUACUGCCCUUUCAGUCAGGAAUUCAGUUGGCAUUUAAGUGGUGAAUAUCAGCGCAGCUCAGAUUGUAGAGUAUUGGAAAAUCAACCAGACCUUUUUAAAAACUAUGGUGCUGAAAAGUAUGGACCUCAUUCAGUGUGUCUAAUUCAGAAAUCAGCAUUUGUCAUGGAAAAGUGUGAAAGGAAGCUGAGUUACCCGGACUGGGGGAGUGGAUGCUAUCAGGUUUCUUGUUCUCCACAAGGUCUGAAGGUUUGGGUUCAGGAUACUUCAUAUUUGUGUAGUCGGGCCGGGCAGGUCCUCCCCGUCAGUAUUCAGAUGAAUGGCUGGAUUCACGAUGGAAACUUGCUCUGCCCAUCAUGUUGGGACUUCUGUGAGCUCUGUCCCCCAGAAACAGAUCCUCCAACUACUAACUUGACCCGAGCUCUACCCCUAGAUCUCUGUUCCUGUUCCUCUAGCCCGGUGGUUACCCUUUGGCUUCUGCUAGGCAAUCUAUUUCCUCUGCUGGCUGGAUUUCUUCUGUGCGUAUGGCAUUAGGAACGGAAAAGUGAAUUCUGAAGACAUUCCUUUGUGUCAUGUUCCUCUGAACAAAGCACAAAAUCUGGGCGAGUUCCAGCCUAUGCAGAUGGCUGAAGUGGCAUUCCUGACUUUGGCUUGGAAGUGUUGACCACAAUCAGAUCUUGAAGCAGAGCUUCACAGCAGUCAUUCCUCAUCAGCAACCCAACAGCCUCAAAGUUUGGAGAAGGAGGAGGAAUUCCAAAUCACCAAGUCUCUUUAUUUUUCAGGAUAAAUACUCUUCUUGAAGUUUUCCUUUGAAAAUGGGAUAAUAGGUGAAAAUUUCAGUUAUUACAUACCUCAGCAUUUUCAUUAACCUAAAACAAUGGGAAAGUUCAUCACUGCUGCAAUAAUUUAAAGAACAGCUAAUCAUUGCAAGUUUAUAAGUUGUGGACCCUGUCCUCAAAAGUAUAAAUUGUCCUUUGACUUACAGAAAAUAACUUGAAUUGGGAUUUCUACAUCACUAUUAUACCUAUUUUGAAUUUAAUGACUGUAUAUGGUACACCUAAGUCAUUGUUCUCAUUGUUUUUUUUUUUAAUUAUGUUUUGCUAAAUCUUAUGAUUUAACCAUGCUAGCCUUUUCAAACCAGCUGUGUGGCAGUUUCCUGCUGAACCAUUAGGUGUUGGGUAGCUGUAUCUGUACUCAUUGAUCUUCAGAGAGUAGCUUCCAGUUGUAUUCUCCAUUAGUUUAAUAAUGACUUGAAAAACUGGGAAGCAGAGAGAGAAAAAUACUCUGCCCUGUGAAAACAUUGAAGACAUGCAAAUAAAAGAAAACCUAAUUGUAUGUUUUUCAGAUAAUAGUUAUGACAACUGCAAUCCAACAAAAAUAGAACUUUCCUUUUUGACCAAUGAAGAUAAAAAGAAAUUCUGGUAUAGACAGGUAUGCAGUUAUUUUCAAGUGGGCUUAGGAAUUGUUACAGAAGAAUUUGACUAUCUGAAAAUUAUUUUAUGUGUAAGAAGAAAAGAUAUAAGUCAAAACAAGAUGGUCUGAAUUGUUUAUAGGAAAGUGUAGGUUUGGUGUAGGGCCUAUCCAAUAGGGUCCACUUUACCACACAGGGUAUGGCUUAGUCCACAGAAGUCAGAAAGUUGCCUUUGCUUUAAAAGGAGGUAAUGUCCUUUACCUCUUGUAUUUGACACUCUUUCUGUCACCCGUAGAUUCUGGUCCCCAGAAGCAAUUCUGCUCUUGUACUAGAGCUGACCAACCCUACUUAGUAAACCCAAUUUGAAAAUCUUUAAUGAUGAAUGAUGCCCAGUUUUUCUCUCUAAAGCUAAUGAAGUCCUGUGGCAUUAGAAACAUAGCCCUUGGACAUGCAUUCAUUCAUUCAUUCAUUCAUUCACUGGUUGGCCCUUUAAUUCAGCAUACAGUUAUUGAGCACUCAGUUUAAGAACUUGUGCUAAGUGAACAAACAGCAUAAUUACUAAGGAGUAAUUCCAACUUAUUAUUUGGCACUGGAGCCAAACAGCAACUCCAGCAUAGAGGAAAGUCACCUUUUUUUUAAAAAUGCAUACAUUUAAAAUACUUAUUUGCCUACAAUUUUAAAUUGGAGGUAUUUGUCAUUGUGAAAAGCUGGGGGUCUCUAGCAUAGCCAGCCUCAGCUGAAGAAAAUCUAAUACCAAUGGUGUUUCUGCCUACGUUCUGCAUACUUUAAAUCAUGAAAAGUUAGAGAAAAAUGUAGAGUAUAUUUUUAAAGAAAGUUAUAAAAAUCUAAACUUAUAUACCCAAUGUGAUUAUGAAUCAUCCUGCAAAGUUGUAUAAAGAAUUUCACCAAAAAUAAUAUGGAUUCAUAAUAUAAUUGAGACUCAACAGUGAUAGGUUCAAUUAUAUUUUGACUGUUGUGCAGUAAUGCCAUUUAGGUAGUAUUGUUUCUGAGCAUGGUGCUUUUUAUACUUGAAAUAUAUUUUUGCUUUAUUUUUUAUUGAUAUAAUUAUAUUUGCACUAAUGACUUUCUGAAGAAAAUAUUAUAGAUGACAUUUUUUCUAUAUAUAUAUAUUUGUUAAGCUUGGAAUCUGGUAGCCCAGUGUUUUCUCUGCACAAAUGUAGAACCUGGUAAAGUAUGAUGUUAAGAAAUCUUGAGUUUUUGAGGGUAACUAACAGUGCUGGCGUCUUCCUUCCUCUUCAACAAGUCUUGAAAGUGGUUGCUUAUCACUGAUUCUGCAUAGUAUACUCAGUGAAGAUUUAGAAGACCACUGAACCUGUAAGAAAUUUUAAGAGGCAUGGUUUAGUCCCUUAUAAUAUGAUAAAAUUCUAAAAUAAUAUUCUAAAAAGGAUUUUUAACAUCUGAAAUUUCAAUGCAGAAUUAGCAGGCUAGAAUUAAGUUUUGAACUGAAGAAUUUGAGAUGACCUAAAUUUCAAUAUCCUGUGGAAGGUAAUACCCUUUAUGUUCACAAAACCAGUUCACUGAGAAAGAGACCAUGCAGACUGCAGCCAUGGUGGGAGUGAGGUGGGGCAGGGAAGGGGAAUGGGGGUAGCUGAUUUGAGGAUAGUAGACUGAAGUUCCUUUCUGACUCAAAAGGGUCAAGUGCUUAUAAAAACUGACUACCUCAGUUUUCAGUUCAGACUUAGGUUCAUUUUGAUAGUAUUAAGGUCCCAAUGUCAAAAUUAACAAGUGAAUUUGUCUCUCAGGUUUUCAAGAACAGAAUUUACAGGAAGGAAGCAAAAGCCAUGUCGCUAGACUUGAGCUGAUAGCUUUAAAGAAACUGGAAAGCAGUUAGGUAGUCUUAAUGUAGAGCCCUCUGUAUUCUCCUGAAAAACAUCCUUUUCCCUUACUUAUUUCUUAAGGAUACUUAUUUUUGUUAAGAUCAACUAGGCAUUCUAAAAAUGUAAUAAAUUAUGCUUAAAAUUAGUUUCAGCCUAAUAUGUUGGUUUAGAGUUUAUCAAUAUUUGAAAGUGAAACAUUAGUGAAGUUUAAAUAGUUUUAGGAAGAUACAUAAAUAAGUAUAUCAGAGUAUUCCAUAAAAUUUUAUCAAUAUUCACUUCAGUAUCAGAAGACUCACUGAUUGAGACCAUCUGUAAAAUGAUUAGAUGCUUUCUCAGAAUCUUUCCAACUCUAAUAUUCUGUGACUAAUAUUCAUGAAUAUUCAGAAUAGUCUAAUAUUCUGCAUGACUAAUUCAUGCAGAAUUGCUAGGUCACUGCUGGCUCUGACUCACCUCCUGGAGUAUGCCAGCUUACACACCAUGUUCAUCGCAGUGUCCUGUGCUCAGAGCCUUAGCGCUGUCCUUGUACUUGGACACUGAAUGGAGAGAGAAGAGCCCGUUUCUGAGGGCAUUUGAGUAGUCCUGGCAGGAGGAGGUGGACUUCAGUCACAGCCCCACAGACCUGUUUCACAGUUGGCACCAGUCAUCCGUGCCAUGUCCCUGCAGCCCAAGAGGACUAACAUAUUUUAAUAAAGUCUGUGCUACUCGUUCUGAAGAAAGAACUUACCUGAAAGGAUGACCUUUUUUUUUUUUUUUGAUACAUUUAGUCAGGGUUGGGGAGGGAGUGGUGAAUUAUUUUCUUUUUGUUUACAUUUUUAAUAAAUAAAAUAGAUUUAAGAAUUGAUCUUUAUUUAUGGUAUUUAACUUUAAGUGUAAUAUAUUACUUAGA